Molecule: messenger RNA, 1424 nt
Organism: Pseudocercospora fijiensis CIRAD86
Lineage: Eukaryota; Fungi; Ascomycota; Dothideomycetes; Mycosphaerellales; Mycosphaerellaceae
Exons: 3
Coding region: 122-1348 (408 amino acids)
Biological process (GO): phospholipid biosynthetic process
Cellular component (GO): membrane
Molecular function (GO): phosphotransferase activity, for other substituted phosphate groups
Source: RefSeq, a predicted model, not a curated record
CGAAACGCGAUCACUCCUUUUCCAGCUGACUAGUAUGGUGGUACGAUAGCGAAGAAAAGCGAAUUUCCGGGCGGUGGCAUUUUCUUUCCUCCCUACAGCACCAAAGAAAAAGAAAAAAACAAUGGCCGACAAGAAGAGACCUGCUCCAUCAUCAGGGAGCCUCUCGGAGGAAGGACUCAAACACUUCAAGACGUACAAGUACUCUUCCGUCGACCUGUCGCCGAUUUCGAAUUAUAUUUUGAAACAUUAUUGGAAUUACUGCGUAGAAUGGUUACCGUUAUGGCUGGCUCCAAAUAUGGUCACACUCAUUGGAUUCCUCUUCGUAAUUGGGAACGUCGGGUUGCAACAGCUCAUGGAUCCGGAUCUUACUGGACCUCAGCAUGCUUGGGUAUACUACAGUUAUGCUUUUGGGGUUUGGGCAUACUCGACUAUGGAUAAUAUUGAUGGCAAGCAAGCGAGACGGACAGGCACUUCUUCUGGACUCGGAGAACUGUUUGAUCAUGGCAUUGACUCGCUGAACUGCACUCUGGCAUCCCUGCUCGAAGUGUCUGCAAUGGCUCUUGGCCCCACGCGCAUUGGUGCUUUGACAGCCCUCAUACCCUGCUUGCCGAUGUUCUUCUCGACCUGGGAGACGUAUCAUACACAUACCCUGUAUCUCGGCUACUUCAACGGGCCAACAGAAGGCUUACUCUUGGCUUCAACAAUCAUGCUGCUUUCUGGAAUUCAUGGUCCUCAAAUUUGGCACAAGCCGUUGGCGGACGUGGUGGGACAGAAGGAAGUGCUUGGCUCGAUGUCCAUGGUCGAUCUUUGGGCUGCGAUCCUCUUGAUCGCGUUCUUCACAGCUCACUUGCCGGGCUGCGUGAUCAAUGUGGUCAGGGCAAGAAGAGCAAAGAAUCUUCCGCUUAUGCCAGUAUUCUUGGAGUGGUCGCCGAUGAUCGUCUUUAGUGGAGCUCUUGUUGCAUGGCUGGGCUCACCAUACUCCGCAUUGCUCCAAGACAAUCAUUUGUGCCUACUUUGCCUUACGUUGUCGUUCGUCUUUGGUCGCAUGACGACCAAGACCAUCCUCGCUCACUUAACGCGGCAACCUUUCCCAUACUGGACAGGCUUGUUGGCUCCUUUGGUAGGUGGGGCCAUCAUGGUGAAUCUUCCAUAUAUUGGCUUCAGCCCUGCAUCUUCGGAGAUUCAGCUAUACUAUCUUUGGGCGUACUUCGUGGCAUCGAUGAUUGUGUAUGGUCGAUGGGCGUAUGUGGUCUGCACUGCAAUCUGCGAUUAUCUCGGCAUCAACUGUCUUACGAUACCCGAGGAGAAAUGGAGAGCGUUACAAGCGCAGAAGGGCAAGAAUUCAUGAUGCGGCGGCAUUGGAUCCGACGACAUGUAGAAGGCAUAUACUCAGCUAGUGAAUGAAAUGGACGCUCAACGCUGCC